UCAUGGCCUGCGGCUGGGGGGCUGGAUUCCUUGCGAAUACGACGCCCAAGCCUGCGCAUCCAGCAGGCCGACCGGGGUCUGGCGGUCAGCGAGCUUGACCAGCUGUCGGAUGAUGAAUCAUCUCUUCUCUCUUCUCUCGGCUUCCCUCCUCGUUUAGCUCGUUCCCAGGGCCAAACCGUCGUGCGGGAUGGCGUCACUCCUGAAUAAUAUCAUUGAAUUAACGAUGUGAUGCCAUUCUCUGGCGUUGACGUGCUAUCACUGCUACUCUCCUACUGCUCCAAAGUACUCCGUAUGGCUAGUAUUAUUAAUGGCGCCUAUUAUUAUUACAUAUCAAACUGCCCUGCCUGCUGCCAACUUCUGCGUCUCCAGAUCGUCCUUCGGCGGGAUGGAGGUUUCGUCGCAUUGCAUGCCCAAAAGGGGCCACACACAGCGCUGGCUGGCUGGGCGCGCGCCCACCGACCAAGCAAUUAGCCCAUAAUUUAUUAUUAUUAUUAUUAUAUGUACAUCGAUUAACAGAAGAACUUUUCCCCUGCUGCUCCCCAUGAUCACUAAUGCAGCUCAACCUGAGACUUCAACAGUCUUUGCUUCUUCUUCUUCUUCGCUUUUGCUUCCUUCUGGUCCCUCCUUUUUCUCUCCCUCCUUUCGCUUUCUCCACCUUAACUCCGGCUUUGCCUCCACCCGAACGGGCUUCAAUGAUGACUCAUCGGAUGCUCGGCGCCGUAGUCACAUGACUCUCGGGCCUUCGGGCUCUUCGCUGGCCUCGAUCUCGGACUUACAAGCCCCCUAUGCCUCCGUUAACUCAUAUUCUCUGAUUAUUAUCAUAUUUAUAAUUACUACUACUACUACUACUACGGUGGACAGACCAAGAGUUGAUCAAAGAUCAGGGCCAGACCUUCUUUCUCUCCCUUACUCAAGGUGGAAGAUGCUCGGCCAGGCUUCAUGGGCUGAGACUCCAAGGUAGUUGAUCUCUCCGCCCCAAGCCUAGGCACCAGGACCUUGGAGAUGUGUCAAGUAAACAACGCAUAAACUACUCUGUCUAGUGCAUCGCGGUAACAUUGUUGCCUGGCUAACGACAGCGUGGCCUGAUGAUGCUUCGCAACGCAUACAUACUCGGUUAUGUACAUAAUCUCGCUGCCUGGCUGCGAGAAUAGGCACCUCUUCAGACAUGGGUGCGAUGAC
Messenger RNA from Trichophyton rubrum CBS 118892, 1179 nucleotides. RefSeq lists its product as uncharacterized. NCBI's taxonomy places the organism in Eukaryota, Fungi, Ascomycota, Eurotiomycetes, Onygenales, Arthrodermataceae. The record is from RefSeq and is a predicted model, not a curated record. The coding region runs from base 542 to 961 and encodes 139 amino acids. The transcript has a single exon.